Aspergillus glaucus CBS 516.65 is the source of this 1090-nucleotide messenger RNA. Its product is annotated as cupin domain-containing protein. The record is from RefSeq and is a predicted model, not a curated record. Bases 308 to 934 code for a protein of 208 amino acids. Lineage: Eukaryota; Fungi; Ascomycota; Eurotiomycetes; Eurotiales; Aspergillaceae. The transcript has 2 exons.
CAGCGGUAUUUAUGCUAGUGCGGUUAUCUUGCGGCUAGCCAUGGCUAACCAUAGCCAAACCUGCAAAUAACUUAAUAACCAAAACCGCAAAUUACGGCUGCGGUUAGCAAAGUAGUAACCACCAAUGCGGUUUUGCCGCAGUCUACUCCUCACCAGUAUGGAGCUGACAGCCGCCCAAACGAAAAUUACCCCGACCCACCGCCCAACUUCCCCGAACCCAACAUUUUAAGCUUGAUCAACCUCACGCCUCACAAGAAAUCACAUACCACACCACCUGGGCACCCUUGGGACCUUUACACAACACUAAAUGCUCUCGUUCCUCGCCAAGCAAAUUCCUCGAACAAGAACAGCAAACCUAAACCCGAUAAUCUUCGACAACGGCCUCUCAUCCAUCGAAUUCAAAGCCCCAGCCGACCGAUACCUAGUAGUAAACCGAUGGCCACCAGCCUCAAAUGCCAGGAACCGAAACAUCGCACUCCGGCCUCCAUUACACUGGCACCGGCACCAGUCCGAGACAUUCCAUGUUCUCCAAGGUUUAGCGGAGUUCACAUGUAAAGGACAGAAGAUCACUAAAUCGGUAGGCGAAUCGAUGACUAUACCUGCCCGCGCAAUCCACACGUUCUGCAACGCGAGUCCGACGCAGGAAUUGGCUGUGGAGUUUGUAUUAGAGCCAAAGUGGAAGGAGAGGGAUGAGGCUUUUUUUCGGAAUGUACAGUCCUAUCGAGAUGACUGUCGAAAGGUGGGCGUGAGCCGCAGUCUUCCUCAGGUGCUUCUGUUUAACUAUGUUGGUGGUGUUGUACUCGCUCUGCCAGGGCCGCCUUCUAUUGCGAGACCCCUCGGUGUGCUGUUGAAUUUCUUUGGGGGCCUGGUUUUGGGGAAAUAUCUCCUGGGGUAUCAGGAGUCCUAUCCCGAGUAUCAUAAGCGAGCUUCGUAACAAGAAGCGCUAUUGUUUGAAAAUGUUAGAUUAGACUCGAGGGCGUAUCGAGCGAAAAACAGAAUAGUGAAGACAUUGAUUCUUUGUCUCCUUUAAAACGAACCAUAGCUGUCAGUUAUUUUCCCUAGUGAAAUAUAAUAACAGGUUACAGGUCGG